Molecule: messenger RNA, 2693 nt
Organism: Acromyrmex echinatior (Panamanian leafcutter ant)
Lineage: Eukaryota; Metazoa; Arthropoda; Insecta; Hymenoptera; Formicidae
Product: T-box transcription factor TBX5
Biological process (GO): positive regulation of DNA-templated transcription; regulation of transcription by RNA polymerase II; cell fate specification
Cellular component (GO): nucleus; chromatin
Molecular function (GO): DNA-binding transcription factor activity, RNA polymerase II-specific; RNA polymerase II cis-regulatory region sequence-specific DNA binding
Source: RefSeq, a predicted model, not a curated record
UCCGAUUCAUCCGGGAUUCGCGUGGCGCGACGCGACGCGACGCGACGCGGCCCAGCUUUGAGCGGCUUUGAGCGUCCUUGUCAACGUCCGGACACGGAGGUGAGGACAAGUCCUGUUGACGACAAAGCGAAACGAUCUCAUUCUCCGUCUCGACGAUGCCGAGACAUCGGGUAUUCGUCGGGCACUCGGUCGAGAUCGGAACGCCGGUGUCACGGCGGCGCCCGCUGAAAUCACGGUCGGAUCUUCUUUCAAUGGGAAGCCGCUGAGGAAAUCCGCUCGUUUCACAUUUACAUUAUAUUUUAUAUUAUAUUCACGGCAUUAAUAACGUGUUCGCAACGGAGGGGUAAAAGUUCGGAAAACGAGACUUUCCUACAUCCUGAUGAAAGUCCGCUCUCGAAAGCGGAUUACCGAGAUGCCGAUAUACGCGCGGAUUGCGGCCAACGAUCAUAUCAUCAUCGGCCCACGAUUGACCCACGUCGUAUAUCACGACGAAGGUGAGGUGAAGUCGUGCAGAUCAUCCGAACAAUAAUUUUCAAUAAAGUGCGCGUCUUCUGACCGGUCCAAGCGUUCACACUUUCGCGUGGGAAUCGAUCCAUGCUCUAAAACUUCCAAGGAUAGCUACUAUAUACUUAUGAUGAUGAAAUUAAUCCGCGAGUGCGAAUGGUGUCGUCUUGCGUUAUUAAAUCUUUCGUUACGUUGGAAAUUAUGUCCAAGGAUCGUGCACCACAAGACGCACCAAGUUGAAGUAAAUUUCGCGAUAUGGAUUCAUGUGAAUAAUUUGUAUUUUUUCGUCACGUAAUCAAUACUAAUUGUAAUAACUGACAUUCAUUGAUGACGAUGCAAUCGCAACAUCACGAGCAACGACGCGAAAUCACCGCUGAUAAUUGCUGCUACCAGCAAUGGUCGGCGCAUCAUUAUCACCAUCAUCAUCAUCAUCAUCAUCAGCAGCAGCAGCAGCAGCAGCAGCAGCAACAACAGCAGCAGCAGCAGCAGCAACAGCAGCAGCAGCAACAACAACAACAUCAACAGCAGCAUCUGCCCGCUGUACCGUCGCCCAUGCAACAAAUGGAAGCCUGUUUGCAAAGCGCCGGAAGAGUAAAGAGAUCUCGCAGUCCGAAUCAUCCGAUGAAGGCCAUUUUGCCGAUUCAUUCGGCGAAUCCCCCGGCGAUUUCCCCGCGAUCUGCCACGAUGGAAUCGCGCAACGAUAGUAACAAUAACAAUAGUCAUCACGGUGACCAUCAUCCGAGCGAGGAUAGUGGGUCCUCCGUCGAGGAAUCAAGCGCGAAAAGGCCGCUCCAUCCGGCGCUGCUCGGUGCUGGCGCCGCUCUGGAGGCGAAGCCGCUCUGGGAGGAAUUCCAUCAGCUUGGCACCGAGAUGAUUGUUACGAAAGCCGGACGAAGAAUGUUCCCCACGUUUCAGUGUCGACUGUUCGGCUUAGACCCCAACACCGAAUAUCUGAUGGUGAUGGAUUUCGUCCCGUGCGAUGACAAGAGGUAUCGAUAUGCUUUCCACAGCAGUGCCUGGGUCGUAGCCGGUCGCGCUGAUCCCAUAUCACCCCCUAGGAUCCACGUGCAUCCCGAUAGUCCUGCGAGUGGCGCUCAUUGGAUGAAGCAGCCAAUUUCCUUCGACAAGUUGAAAUUGACUAACAAUCAGCUUGACGAUAAUGGACACAUUAUCUUGAAUUCGAUGCACCGUUAUCAGCCGCGUUGUCACGUAGUGGUCGCUCCUUCGCCACCAGGCUCGGCGCCGGAUCCUCGCACGGAGAACUUCAAGACAUUUUCCUUUCCAGAGACUAGAUUCACCGCGGUCACCGCGUACCAGAACCAUCGGAUAACGCAGCUCAAGAUUGCCAGUAAUCCAUUCGCCAAGGGUUUUCGGGAUUGCGAAUCGGACGAGUGCGACGGCGUGGCGGCCGUCGGUGCAGGGAUGCCGAAUCCUGCCAAAAGACCAGCCACGGGAGUCACGAGUACCGCGAGUACCACCAUAAAUACCCUUCUCCCAUCCGGUUACAACGCCAUGCCGAUUCCGGCGCCGAUGCAGAUUCCGGGUGCAAUACCCGCUGCCACCUCCCAGGAACACCAUCAGUUCUAUGGCGCAACGGGCGCCGUAACAGGUAGCCAUUGGACGCAUUAUCCGAGCCAUCAUGGACAGUCAUCGGCCCACGUUAACACGGUUCAUUAUCCGAUGCAUUCGCAGCAUCCGCAUUCGAGCGCGUCUCUCUACGGACCGCGAUAAUCAUUAAUUUGACUGCGCCCGCGCGCCGCCCUCAUGUGCGGUUCUCAUCGAUCUCAUCGUUUCUACCUUCGUCGGCCUCUAAUUACGUAUGUAACUAAUAUAUUUCAGAUUUUUAUGUCGAAUCGUCGAAAACAAUCAAUUUGUGCACGCUUAAACGAUGGAGACGAAAAUGAUACGUGAUACGUAUCAUUCGCAGUUCGUACCGCGCGUAAUAUAUAUAGUUUUGACGUAUUUUCACAUCUCGAUCCGACGCUUUUUUACAAUUAAUGCAACGGAACGCAAGAAUUUCCUUCUUGAAACGUGUUGACGUGACUUUAGACUUGCAGAUGUACUCUUUUAAAAAUACGCACGCUAAACAACUUUUCUUGCGCGACCUCUCAUAAAAGAUAAGACCUAAAAAACAGUGGAUUAUCAAAAUAUUGCAUAUAUGUUCUGAAUUUCUCUUACAAAUCUAUUAU